AUGAGCGAGUCCAGUGAGAAUUUCGGCCUCGAGGAUAACCGUCUCGGGCUCUUCGACGUCUCCUUGGAGGACGAUUGCCUCUAUGCGACCUCUUCUCCGACUCGCCAAGACUUUCACUUCUCAGAUGAUUUGUUGGACAAUGCUAGCGAUCUGUCAUUAAACCUUGUGGAUUCUCAGAGUCUUCAAAGCACAGAGUGCAGGGAUGAUGCCAGGGAACAUCAGCCUCUUGAAUCGUUAGAACCGGAACAGACCAAGAAAAACAUGAAGUACAACUUGCGCAAAAGUUUAGCCUGGGACAGUGCCUUCUUCACGAGCGCAGGUGUUCUGGAACCAGAUGAGUUGACUAGCAUGAUGGGGAAGACUGAGGAAAGAGAGAUGUUACCUGGAAUUAGAGAGGAGUUAGAAAGAUCAACUGAUUCGUUAUCUACCUUGGCAAGUGAGGGUUUGACCAUGGAGAAUCUUGAGGGUGAUCUUUUUGUUGACAUUAGAGCAUCAAUCCAGAAAUCAAGUGGAUCAUCUUGUGUGGCAAGUUCCAAGCCCAAUUCUGGUACCAGAACAGGAUCUGUCAAGGCUGCAACCCCAGCAAAACAAUCUCCAAAAAAACUGGAGGAAGCUUCUGAAACCAAGCUGAAACCUAAAAUUUCUUCAAAGAAGACAGAUGUUGUCAUCCCAGGAUCACGGAGAACAAUGAAGAACACAUCUACUGUUACACAAGCUCAGCAGUCUCUUGAAACAAAAAGAGAAACAGCGUCCCUGUCUAAGCCCCCCAAGAUAGCUGCCAGAGUUGGCAUCUCAACAGCAGCCAAGAGAGGUCCGUUGAGUACCACCUGUGCCAAAUCGGAAAAGGACAAAGGAAAAUGUUCAGCUAGCAAUCCAGCAAAUACGAAAGACUUGACAGGCAGAGUGAAAAUACCAAUUUCUGGUGGUUCAAGGAAUACUGUGUCCAAGCUAUCGCCACCUUGGCGGUCUUCUUCGAGUUCAACAAAGACAGAGUCAGUAGUCUCUUCUUUUGAUUGUUCUGAAAGCGUUUCAUCUGAUGGUGGUAGCAGCAGAUCUUCCUUGAGCUCUUUUACACGAAAAGUAGACCCCAGGGCUGCUGGUGGUGUUCCUUCUUCUAGCCUCAUAGCCAAAGCCACAUCAAGAAUCGGUUCAAAAAGUAAAAACCACUCAUCAAUCCCACAUCGCUCGCCUUAUCUCAGGUCUGUGGUCAAGCACUCUCCAAACAUUUCACCCGCCAGCUCAGUCAGUGAAUGGUCCUCGGAGUCAAUAUCACUGUCACCAACUUCAACCCUUAAUAAGAGGUCCAAUUGUUCAAGAUCUAGCAUCGACACAGCCUCUUGUGUAGACCCUUAUGAAGAUGAUGAGAGUUCCCAAGUUUCAGAUUCUCCAAGCCAUUGUAGUGAACCAGGUGCAGCGGGAACUCAUGGCGGUCAAUCAUUGAGAAGGGUCUCUAAAGAAAACGGUGAACUUCUUACGGAGUCAGCUAAGCCCUCCGGCCUCAGACUACCAUCGCCAAAAAUCGGUUUCUUUGAUGGGGUGAGAUCAUCCUCGAGAAAUUCAAAUGGGAGUUCACAAACAAAACCAGGGGCUGCGCCCAGUGGAUUACCGAGACCAGGGGGAGUUCUCCAUGGAAACCUAGGAAAGCCAGGAAAUCUUCAAACUGCUAAAUCUGCAACAACGCCAGCCAGGACUCCUAGAAUUGGCACUCAGCAACAGUCAUUGAGCAGCUCCAAGUCAAAAUCCCAAGUGUCUAAUAACCAGGCGCCUUCAAUGGUUGUACCAAAGGUUGGCAGCAGCGGCCUUCUAAGAAGUGCAAAGCGCUCUCCCAGCAUAUCUCCCAGAGUGCAAAGUAAGACAUCCUCCCCUGGAAGCAGUGCGGAGAAGAAUCCAAAGCCCGUGAAAGUCACACCUAUUGAUGAACAGCACACUCCCUUUGUGCUCCCAUCUACCAAAAGCGAAGAAAAGGUUGGUCUGGAGGAGAAAGUUGCAUCUUUUGAGUGUGAACACAAGGAGAGUCAUAGCAUGGUAGGUGAUGUUGUUGCAAUGAGUAGAGAAAACAGUCCUAGUCAGAAGGAAAUGAACUAUUUCGAACAGUAG
Molecule: messenger RNA, 2097 nt
Organism: Linum trigynum
Lineage: Eukaryota; Viridiplantae; Streptophyta; Magnoliopsida; Malpighiales; Linaceae
Source: the annotation of a GenBank genome assembly